UCGGGAAGGGGGAGAUCCGCGGGGGGACGAUUGCGUUCGGGGAGGCAGGUGGCGGGUCCAGGGAAGGGGAGCGGCGCGCUGCGGAGACCCGGGUGCGGGAAAGCGGGGACAGCCCGGUUCUAGGACCCGUAUCCGGCCGGCGGCGGCUCCAUGGCGUCCCCGCGGGCGGCGGAGCUGCGGAGCCCGGGCGAGGCGGCGGCGGCGGCGGCGGCGGGGGGCGGCCCGGCGGGCCCGGGGCUGGCGCUGGCGCUGUGCUGCGCGCUGGGCGGCGCGGCGCUGGUGGUGCUGGCGGGGGCCGUGCCGCGGGCGGCGCGUCCCGACCCGGCGGUACCGGCGCGGCAGAUGGAGCGGCUGGAGCAGCGGGCGGCGCGGCUGCGGGCCCGCCUCGACCGCUGCACCGUGGCCGGGCUGGCGCUGCUGGCCCUGGGCGGGCUCCUGCUCGCCGCCCUGCUGCUGGCCGCCGCCGCCGCCCGCCGCCGCGCACGGGCCGCUCGUCGCACCGGGGGGACCUACGGCUCGGUGCGGCUGCGGCUGCGGCGGGUGUCGGCUGAGGGGACGCGGGCGCUGCUGGAGACACAGCUCAGCCCCCCGCAGCAGCCCCCCGAGGGGCCGGGCUCCUAGCACCCCCCGCACCCCCCGGGGACCCCCCCGCCGUGCUCCUCAACACCGGUGCCAUCCGGUGAGGCUUCACCCGCACCCGGCCACCUUCCUCACCUCCCCGGACCCUCCUUGGAUGGGGAUCCCAUCGGCAGCACCGGAGCGAUGUGGUUUUGGGUGCACGGCCCCACCACCAGCACUGGCAAUGUGGCCUUCUGACACCCCACUCGCCUCCCCAGCACCUUCCUGGACGGGGUCCUGCUCACCAGCACCGGCACCGCGGCACCUUCGAGAUGCCCAUGGGAUUUCAGUGCCAUGGUUGGUCAUGACAUGUGGACAUGAAGCCACAACCGGCUCCUUCCCAGCAUCCAGGGCAGCGCCGGCUGCUCCUCUCUGGGAUGGAGCUUCUCAUUUGCUGCCACCAGUGACCUUUUUGAACAAUAGUUUCUUGUAGAACUCUGUGCUGUGGAGUUGGUGCUCGCACUUCUCUGGGCAGGAGAGGAGGAGGCAGCAAGUGCGACCACCAGCACCCCAGCACCCCCCAGCCCCAUUCCGGGGAGCAGGAUGAAGGCCAGGACAUGCGAUUGCACCGUGCGGAGCAUCCCGCUCCCACCCGCAACCCCAGAACGGCCUCCUCAAAAUCACAGUGCUCUGCCCGGGGAGAGAGGACAAUUCCCAACGCCUGGAAGCAAUGUGGGGGUUCUGUUGCCGAGCAGGAGCCUUUGUGCUGAUCACAAGGGCCAUUGUCUGCGGCGUGAAGGGAAAAAUGCAUCUCGGGAAUUAAACAUGAAGCAUCAUUAAAGCACAAUGUCCUGUGGAAGGAAAAAUCAGCCCGAGCGGGAUGCUGUGAAAGGGAAAUGAUUAUCCCAUAGGAAAUGCAGACCCACAAAAGGGGGUGUUUGUCCUGAACCGCUGCUGGUUUUCAAUCCAUCUCAUAAAUUACUCACUUCAAACGUUUCCAGGUGGAGACAAAUCUCUCCAGACAGCCCAACACGAGAGGAAAGUCACUUCUGCAUGUGGUGUGAUUGUCUGGGCCAGGUUUUAUUUCAGGGGGAUCACCCUCUGCCCUGUGUUUUCACAUGUAAUGCUCUGCAGCCGAUUCCUCCUGUUGCUGCGAAGGGCCCCUCGUCCCUCUCCCCAUCACCACAUCAUCCAUCCAUGCUCCGUAUUUAUUGCAGGGUCCUGGGAAACCACCCCAAAUAGCCUCAUGCCCACAGCUCUGACACCCAGGCGCCUUUCCCUGGGAUUAAAGCAUGUGUGGGGUGAGCUGUGCUCUGCUGCGCCCCAAACAGGCAUCCCCCCUCUCCCCAUGGACCCUUGAGCAGAGCCUGGAGGGUCAAAUGAAGGGCCCAAGCAGGGCAGAGGGAGCAAAGGCCAUUGUGGCUGUUACUGAGGGGUGAUCCUGGGGCAGGGGGACACAGGAGUGAGGAAGGGGAUGAAGGAGAGGAAGGGGAGGAAGGCUCUUAUGCAGGCCCUGCCCAGGGAGCCCUGUGUGUCCGCAGGGAGGCUGCCCUGGGAAGGCAGAAGUCCCUCCUGCAGCUCAGUGCUGCUCCUGUGAGCCUGGAUUAGAAAAUAAACCCGUUAGAUGGAGAAAUCCUCAAUGUUGUCACUUCACGUGAGGUGGAAGUGUCUCUGCAGGGUGAAAGGCUGAGCCUGGGUGGAGGUUACAGCUGCUGAGCCCAAGAGAUGCUCCCGUGGAUCAGAGCAUGAGGCUGCUCAGGACACUGCGGGAAGGAGCUGCCAUUGCUGCGCUGUACCUCGGGGACCUGCAGGACUGGGGAAGCCUCUGGACUGACAGAGAUGUAUUGAAGGGGAUGAGCUGUGUGGAGGAAGGAGUGCCAUUAAAGAAGUUCCCCAUCAGAA
Molecule: messenger RNA, 2460 nt
Organism: Strigops habroptila (Kakapo)
Lineage: Eukaryota; Metazoa; Chordata; Aves; Psittaciformes; Psittacidae
Gene: TMEM74B
Product: transmembrane protein 74B
Exons: 2
Coding region: 151-621 (156 amino acids)
Source: RefSeq, a predicted model, not a curated record